Pocillopora meandrina is the source of this 4245-nucleotide messenger RNA. The record is from the annotation of a GenBank genome assembly. NCBI's taxonomy places the organism in Eukaryota, Metazoa, Cnidaria, Anthozoa, Scleractinia, Pocilloporidae.
UCAGGCGACUUCCGGAAUACAAGCAGCGCAUCGCUGGAAAGUCCGUUCCAUUUGAGAAAUUUUCAAUUCACAAAGCUAACCUAAGCACCUGGAACAAGGCAACAAUCUAUUUCUUCCUGGAAUGGUAAGUGCGAGGAGAAUCGUAUGUCAAAAAUCUAUUUUCUCCGUUUUGUGAAGCGGACAGAUCUGAUGAUAAGGCAAAUUUUUGGAGUGAGACUAUUUCUAGCCCGAUUGGCAGAACAGUUUUUGUCUUCUGUAAACGUUAGAAAUGUCAGCUUGGCUAGAGCGUCACAUGGAUGUUUGUAUAAUUACGUUGUUAGAGAAUACUUUUAUUUUUGGUCUUGAACUAUCGAAGAAUGAGCCAUUCUCAAACGGCAGCAAUGUCGUUCCUAGGCUCCUUACGUUUUUCUUUCGAGACGGCAAGGGGAGAGGACUGGAGAUGAAUUAGGAUAUAUGUAAGACAAAUGAUACAUACACGAGGUCUUUUUUCCUCUGAGGAAUUAAGGAAGCCCUAAACUGACUCUCUCUUUAGGAACUUAUAUUGCUCUGGAAUGGCUUCAAAGUUCUUCAUCGCAGGCCACACUUAGUGGAACCAAUGUUGAAACUUGUCAAACGGUAACUGGUAGAGUUGGAAGAAACUAAAGGUAAACUAUAAUUAGUAAAAAUUACUGUCGAUAACGCACCAACACAGGUUUCCGAUUAAAUCACUUUUUUUAUUCUAGAAAACCCAUAUUUCUGUUAUUACAUCUGCGGUUCAACUAACGAACAUAUAUGACGACCUUUUUCCGAAUAAAACCAUGAUCACAAGUUUCCGGAUCACGAGUUUGCGGUUCUUUAUUAACGUAUUUCCGUGUUAUUGGUACCGCCUAACCAUGAAUACUCCAGGAGUCCUGGAUAAAGAGUAGCAAUGUGAAAUUUAAGCCCGGUCUAGUACUGCAUCACAUACAGCAUUACAUUGGCGGCGGCUAUGAUUAGAACCCAAACCCCGUCGAGGAGCAGACUUGCAGUUUCGCGUAGACCUUUCAACUGCACUUAUCUCUUUAGUUCCAGGUCCCCAGCGUCAUUCCAAAUUUUUUCAUAUUUAAAAAACAAAACAACGUGACAGUCUUUCCUUUUUUUUCCUUUUUUUGUUGUUGUUGUUGUUGUUUUUUUUUUCAGGUAAAAAUACAAAUUACAUGGAUGAUUUGUGUCUUGGAUACCUGCUUCAGGGAAUGUGUUUCCGUUGUGUGCACAAACCGAAAGAAGCUAUGGAGAGCCUCCUUAAUGCGGUAAACAGGUCAGUAACUUUGCUUGCGGCAACUUGCUAUUUCGUAUCAUUUUCCUCUUAAUUUUUGAAAUGGAUCUUGAGAGUGAAAGAGUUAAAACCACGAGUUUAUACUAUAUGAUCCGUGCAACUCCUUUUCGAGUAUGGGAACAAAAAACAAGCGCGAGAAAAUUAUGGCAAAUGAGUGUAUCGAGCUGAGAGAGUUCUCGGAUCCAGGCCACUCUCGGCCAGCUCUAAUAGCCCAUUUUUUUCCCUUGGUUUGUUUUUGGCGUGACAUUUUGUCGGCCUCCUUUCCCAACCAGGGAGUGCAAGCACCUUAUUCCUCCUUUUUCGUAUUGCAGAUCAAAGGACCUAGUUAAGGAUUUCUACUAGGCUCCCUUCGCAUGCGCAGAAGUUGGCUUUCUGUACCUAGAGGAGGGAGAUCUGGAUCAAGCCAAAGAAUACCUCAAUAAAACAAGGUAUGAAAAAGCAAGUCGAUUUUUCUAAGUGAUGGUAAAUUUUCAGAACAGAAAGCAAGGCAGAACUCGGAGAAGACGUGCAACCUAUGUUUUAGAAAAGCUGUCUAGUGCAUGAACAUUAGCAAGUGUUGUUAAGCAGCGUGGAAUAUCCAACAGACCUGCAAGUGCAAGUAAAGCGCGGGAAAAAGUGCCACUGGUGUUAAGCGCGGGAAAACAUGCAACCGGUGAUAAGCGUGGCUCGGUGUCGCCGUGUUUAAGCGCGGGAAAAAUGUAAGAGCUUCUAGGUUUGGAGCGUGGCAAAGGAUCAAAGCAGUUCAGUUCUUAACGUUUAUCCUUAAGAAUGCACCGUAAUCUGUUCAUACUGUUUUCUCUCUCAUAAAUCUGUAUACAUGUAGGACGCUUGCUAUUGGCCUCUGUAAAAUGAGUUAAACUCCGAUAAGUGCGAGUGCUUGAGUGGGGUUCUAAUUGAAUGAUGCUAAUUUUAAGUUAUGUGUAAUUAAACUGAUGGCUGGGGGACUCAACACGUGGUGCAUUGAUACUGCUCUCCUGGAGUACACUAUGCAUGGUAUGAAGUAUGAGAUCCCAAUGGGAUGAUAUCAGUAUCUGAGCAACUGUGCACCUACCCCUCCCCUAACCCAACAUUAACCCUAACUUUUUAUCAGUUGACUGUUGCCUGGUUACGGGAGGGGUAGGUGUGCAGUUGCUCAGAUACUGACGUUAAUCCAAAUUACCCUGUGAGAAUCAUACCUCAUACCAUAUAUAGUGUGCACUUGGAGAGAAUACUGACAUUGAUCCGCUAGUUUUUAUACCCCAGCGUUCCUCAACAAAUCUUUGAGAACGUACUUUUUGAACCGCCAGGAAAGACUACGAAAACCAUUUGUUACAAAGCAGACUUCACUUCAGAAUCCACUCAGCGCUUCAAGAAAUCAAUUACAGACGCAAGCAGGCGAAAGAAGCAGCUAAAAUGGAAAAAAAGCAAUCCAAACGCUCCAAGAAUGGUGUCACUAACAAUAAUUCCUCAAUAGACGAGGAUUCUAUCAGCAUCUCUCUCGGUGGUUCCAAGAAUCUCUCGCACCAGGACUCAAACUCGUCCUUUGAGACAGCUCCUGAAUAUUCAUCGGAAGAUGAGAGGAACCUGGGAGACAUGGAACGGGAUAGCAGUCCUAAAGAGAAUGUUGUUUUGGAAACCACAGUGUGAAAAUUUCCCGUCUCUUGAAGUUAUUUAAAUUUCCUUUAGUAUCUUUUACGUGGUGUUACAGGGUGAUGAAAAAGCCUCGGUAAUAAAUUUAUUAGUUGUUAAAAAAAACCUAGAUAGAGCCAUACCAAGUCCACUCCAAUGAAGCCAAAGAAGUGAUAUUUUGUUUUCUUAACGUGUUAUUUCUUUUUUUUUUUUCUUUUUUUUUGUUUCCCUUCACCAGAGCUUCAUUUUCGUGGACAUGAACGGAGUCUACUUCCCUAAUUUUAUAUAUGUUUUUUUUCCAACAAGGCUGUAUUUUUUUUCUGUGUAUGUUAGUGUUAAGGGAGGAAAGCCGUUUCUUCGAUAAGCCGAGUUGAUUAUUACAUCAGGCACAGCUUAUCGUUUAUUUUGGGGUAAGAGGUAGCCUCUGUAGCGAGCGCUUUAUUGAAUCGCGUACAAGUAAUUUUUUGUGACUCGUGAUCUUCACGAGCGCUUUUAACAAAAUGAGUUUGUCAGGUGAGGCGGGGCUCGGGUUGAUAAUUUGAAGGAAUGUGUUAACGGAUCUUCACGAGAAGCUAAUAGAGGAAAGCUCAAUCCGAAGAGAAAAAUGUCCCUGCAAAGAUCAUCUCGCGUGGCGUUAUAUUAUCGAGAUAUGACUCGGUCUUCGGCCAAUGAGAUCGUUUGCAUCAGUUUCUAUAAUCACGUGAGCAAUGAUCUCGCUCUUUUAAUUUCAAUUUACAAAGGGAAGUAGUUUGGUGUGUGUAAUUUCCCUCAGAAGUCUAAAGUUAAACUCCUCAAAUAGUUGGGAAUUUGAACGAAUUAUAGAUUUUAUUUAUUCUGUCCGUUCUUAUAUUUGCGUUGCUUCUAACCGAAAUAUUCAUUUUAAAUUUAUUUAUUUUUAAGCCAGAGAUAUUCUAAAUUAACAACAAGAAAAAUAAAACUCUAUCUGUACAUACGUCGCGUGAAGCGAAAUUGUGUUAUUAUAAUCACCCACUGUGGUGAAAUCAGGAAAGCUUUAAUCUUUCAUCGAGCAGUUUUUUAGUCAGUUACGUCAUAUUUUUGUGUGCAUGCAGACUUAUUUUCCACCGAGUAAUUUUAAGAUUUUAGGGUUAAAAUGAAUGCUUCGAGAUGAAGGAAAUUUCUGAUUUUUCCAACGCGCGCAGCGGAAGAUAAUAGCAAAGGAACUGUGGAUUAACUUACUUUACAUGGUUCUCAGAAAGUUUUAGAUCUGGCUUAUUUAGGUAGGAAAAGUUUGUAUCACAUUUACUUAGACUUUAUAGGAAUAAAAUGAAAAAGCUUUCUUGUUGUUAUAACGAAUCCACUUAUUUCACUGGACUUUGAUUGAC